Rubroshorea leprosula is the source of this 3114-nucleotide messenger RNA. Lineage: Eukaryota; Viridiplantae; Streptophyta; Magnoliopsida; Malvales; Dipterocarpaceae. The record is from the annotation of a GenBank genome assembly.
CUCUUCUUCUGCCCUAACCCUAGUAAUAUCUCUUCCUCCCUGUCUUCAGGAGCCCUAAUUUUUUUGUGUUUCUUUCCUGCUGGUUUUUGCUCAGGUCUUGUUUCAGGAGCAAGUUGAAACCUGUUCUGCACUGCAAGUUGUUUUUGUGGCCUCUAUCUGUUUGACACUUCAUAAUCAUUGAAGGAUUUGGAUGCUUUGGGAAAUUAGGAAAGGGAUUUUGACAGCGCAAUUCAAAUCUUAAAACCAAUAUUGUUAAAGAGAACCUUGAAGGAUAUGUGAGGUUUCCUUAUUGCUUAGUUCUCCUGUAUCUCUGAAAUACUACUUCUGAAAUGGGUUAGUUUAAAUUGGCAAAGCCAUAGUUGCCUUGUUAGUGCUUGAGUUGAUUCCAGAAAAGGUGGAUAUGGCAUCCAGCACCUGUGAAAUUGUUGAAUCCACUGAUGAAUUAGAUGCUGGAUCUAAAAUGGAUGAGCAAGGCAGAAAGCAUUGGUUGCCGAAGUCAGGAAAUAAGUAUUCUAUUGAGGAUGAUAUUAAUCGUCUUUUUGAGGCAAUUGACAUUAGGGCAUCUUCUAUGUCUCCCAGCCUGUCUCAUGACGCUUUAAGGAAGAGCGCUAUGAAAAGACCAGUCAGAGUUAGUACAUCUCAAGCUUCAAGGAUUGGAAUUUCAGAGCCAGUGAACUUGAAGCAGGCAUUUAGAGGAUUGUGCAUCUCUCAAGCAUCAGAAAUGGCUGCUAUGAAGAAGCGGUUGUCAAAGCCAGCAAGCUCAUCUAGGGUCUCAGAAUCAGGUUCUAUGAAAAGAUUAUACAGAGCUGUGGUAGUUGAGGCCAGUGGAUCCAACCUUACGCCAAAUGAGGGUAAAGGGAAUUUGGUAGAAAUCUCCCUUGUUCCAGAAAAGAUCUCAUCAAAUUCUUCUGAGAAGAUGCCUGAACCUCUGAAUGUGCUGGAGGAAGAGUUUUCAAACCAAAAUGGUCAUCCAUCUAAUUGUUUAGAUAAUGCAACAACGAAAAAGGCAAUGAAGACCAAAUUACCAUCACCGGAUCAAAUUGCUCCUCUUCCAACAGAAUCUAGGAAUGAAAUAUUGGUGGCAGAGCAUAAAAAUACAAAAUCUGAUACUACUGGCAAAGUCCUGGAGAUAGGUCCUUCCUCGCUUGAGACUUGUAUCAAAACUUCUGUACCGGACAAGGAGCAAAUGAGCAAGUUGCAUGCUGGAUCUUCUCCAUCUGCUUCCAGUGCUUGUGGUAAGAUGAAAUCUGCUAGUGAUGGUCCAUGUCUAAGCAAACCAGUGUUUAGGAGCAAGAGCUUUAUCUGGAAGAAAGUGAAGCAGGAGCCAGCUUUUGCUGCCAGCAGUUCCAAUCUUUGUACUGGGAAUGUUAGCCCCACACAGAGCAUUCCUCUUGGGAACCGAAGGAAAGAAAAUACUGAAGCUUCUCCAGUAUCCAGCAGCUCCAGUCACAGCAUUGAAGUCAGUUCAGGCAUUGUUGAGACAAGUUCUAAACCGCCUUCCUGUUCAAAGUGCAGUAACAAAACCAAAGCCAUAGUGACCAAAGCUGAUGAAAGAUCAAGAGACAAGGGAGAGUUUUCCCAGAGCUCAAAGAGUAGCAUUGGGGACUAUAGUAGCAGCACAAGCACCAGUGAGGAAAGCAAUCUGAGUACAUCUAGUCGCUGUGGCAGUAGGCCUCAUAUGUCAAAAGAUUUGAGGUGGAAAGCUAUUCUCUCUGUUCAGAAGCAGCAUGGAAACUUGGGUUUGGGGCACUUCAAGCUUCUGAAGAAGAUUGGAUCCGGGGACAUUGGAACUAUUUAUCUCGCUGAACUGACUGGUACAAGCUGCCCAUUUGCUAUGAAGGUUAUGGACAAUGAGUUUUUGGUGAGCAGGAAGAAGAUGGCGAGAGCCCAAACAGAAAAGGAGAUAAUGGAAAUGCUAGAUCAUCCUUUCCUCCCUACCCUAUAUGCUCAUUUUGCUACAGAUAAAUUUUCAUGCUUGGUUAUGGAGUAUUGUCCAGGUGGAGAUUUGCAUGUAUUACGGCAGAAGCAACCUGGCAGGAGUUUUUCUGAACAAGCAACAAGGUUUUAUGCUGCUGAAGUUCUCCUAGCAUUGGAGUACCUACACAUGCUAGGUGUCGUAUACCGAGAUUUAAAACCAGAAAACAUCUUGGUCCGUGAAGAUGGUCAUAUCAUGCUCACAGAUUUUGACCUAUCACUCAGAUGUGCUGCUAAUUCAGUACUGCUUAAAUCAUCUUCACCUGUUGCUGAUCCUAAAGAGAAGAUGUCAAGUCCAUGCUCAGAAUCUAGCUGCAUUGAACCUUUCUGUCUCAAUCCAUCCUUUCAAGUCCCGUGCUUCACUCCUAGGCUUCUGUCACUUGCUUCAAAAUCACGGAAGAUAAAGUCUGACUUAGGAGCUCAGGUUAACCCUAUGCCACAGCUUGUAGUGGAGCCAACAAGUGCGCGAUCAAACUCAUUUGUUGGAACACAUGAAUACCUAGCUCCUGAGAUUAUCAAGGCUGACGGACAUGGGAAUGCUGUUGAUUGGUGGACGUUUGGUAUCUUUCUGUUUGAGCUAUUAUACGGAAAGACACCUUUCAAGGGUUCAACAAAUGAUGAAACAUUAGCCAAUGUGGUGUCACACAGCCUUCGGUUCCCCAGUAGUCCUAUUGUCAGUUUCCAUGCAAGAGAUUUGAUCAGAGGGCUUUUAGUAAAGGAUCCAGAGAAUCGAUUAGGAUCAGUGAAAGGAGCUGCAGAAAUCAAACAGCACCCUUUCUUCGAAGGCCUAAACUGGGCUCUUAUACGUUGUGCAACACCACCAGAGAUGCCAAAGUUUUUUGAUGCUGGAAUUGCUGCACCAGUUACAGCUUUACAAACAAAAGACAGCUCCAAGCAUGAGGAAUCUCAGGGCACAGAAGAGCAUACAGAGUUUGAUAUGUUUUAGCCAGAGCUUAUCUGAUAUGGGUGAGGAUCAUGUUUGAGUUUCUACUUAACAGUGAGUUUUUUCAUUUCUUUUUUUUCUUUUUUUUCUUUCUCUGAUCCUAUUUUAACUGAUAUACAGCGUAUAGUUCAUAAAUGUAAUUCCAGAAAUGUCACAAGUUGCUAGCAGUAUGAUAUAAAUAUACAGUAGAAAAAUAG